AAACCUCCCUCGGAACCACCACUCACCCGAAGCGCAAACACUACAGCUGUUGUCGCUGUGAGAGUUUAGUUUCAACCGAGAGCUGCACCGCAGCGCGCGUGUUUUUAUUAUUGCGCAUUGUUUUCAGUCAAAUAGAAAAGCUAAAAAAAAAAUCAUACAUCGAGUGUACAAAAACAAAACGACCAUCAAAAAAAAGCUACGCACGCACACUCACACACAUGUACGAGCUGUAAACACAAGUAAUUACAAAUACUACGAAAAAUCAAUACGCAGCAGCUUUUUGGGCUGCGAAACAGCUGCUUUUUGGAUUAACCGAAGUUGGAAGACGAGGAGGAGAGGGAAACGGCGACCGCAACAGGAUGGUAUUCGAGGCCGUGGUUGCCGAUGUUCUCAACAAGGUGCUGGGCGACUACAUUGAGAAUUUGGAUCAUAAACAAUUGAAAAUCGGCAUCUGGGGAGGUGAUGUGGUUUUAACGAACCUCAAGAUACGUGAGAAUGCGCUCGAUGACUUGGACUUGCCUGUUCAAUUAAUCUACGGCUAUUUAGGUAAAUUGGUGCUGAAAAUACCCUGGAAAAAUCUGUACAGCCAGCCAGUUAUUGUUGAUAUUGAGAAUCUCUAUGCGCUCGUCUCGCCCAACAACAAUGUGCGAUACAAUGCCGAAAAAGAGGCCAAGUACGAGUUGGCAGCCAAAAAGGCGGCACUCGACGCCUUGGAAGCAGCACGCAAAAAAGAGCUGGAGAAGGUCCAGGCCAAGGCUGAUGCGGGCUUCGCUGAGAAGUUGACUGUACAGAUAGUCAAUAACUUGCAGGUGACGAUCAACAAUGUGCACGUGCGCUACGAAGAUACCACAACCACAGGGAAUCCCUUCUCGUUUGGUAUUACGCUGCAUGAACUGGAGCUGUAUACAACAGACAAAAACUGGGACAAAUGCUAUAUGACAGAGCGUGCGCCGCAGGUGUUUAAAAUUGCGAAUCUCUCUUGCCUGUCGGUAUACAUGAACUGUCAUGGCAAUCUCUAUGGUAAACAGGAGAAGACGACGUUGUCAAACACAUUCGAAAAAGAUAUUGCCAAAAAAGAUUUUAAGCCGGCAAACUUUUGUUAUGUUUUGGGUCCACUUUCCUGCAAUGCCAAGCUAAAGUUGAACAUGAAUCCAGAGCUAGAUGUGCCAGCUUAUGAGAAUCCAAAGAUUGACUUGAGCAUGGAAAUGGAAACGCUGAAUGUUGGACUGACGGACACGCAGUUUCACAACAUCAUGCAACUGGGCGAUUCAAUGAAUCGGAUGCAGCUCGGCGUGCCUUAUCGAAAGUAUCGCCCCUACGACAUACCCUACAAGGGUCACUACCGAGAUUGGUGGCAAUUUGCGAUAACAGCUGUGCUGGAGCAUGAUGUGCGUCGAGUAAGACGCACCUGGAGCUGGAAGUAUAUGCAGGAGCAUCGCGAACGCUGCAAUACCUAUGGAGAGAAAUACAAAGAACGUGAGCUCAGCAAGAAACCACCUGCGAUGCUGUUGGAGGCCUGCAAUUUGCUGGAACAGGAGCUAGAUGUGUUUAAUCUUCUGCUGAUACGACAGCGCGUCAACAUUGAGAUCGCCAAGCAACGCGAAGCGGCGCCGCCAGAGAACACAGGAUGGUUCGGUGGCUGGUGGGGCGGAGGUGCCAAGAAAGAGCAAAACGACGGGAAUGAAAAUAUUGUUAGUAAAUUUGAGGCUGCGAUGACGCCAGAGGAGAAGGCAAAGAUGUUCAAGGCCAUUGGCUAUGAGGAGAAUGUAAAGCCGCAGGAUGCGCCCAUCGAAUAUGUGGCAAUUGUCAUGAAUUUCAAGCUGAUUGCGCUGGAUAUUGGAUUGUAUCAGGAACCGCGCAUUGCACAAGCCGACUCCUCCUUCGACUACCAUCAGAUGCCAAGCAUCAUGCUGCUGCAGUUCUCCAUGGCCACAGCUUCAAUUACGCAGCGUCCCUCGGCGGAGGCAAUUAGUGUGACUGCCGGCAUGAAGGAACUAAAGCUGAUGGGCUUGACGCGUGAGAAUUACACGCCAAUGAUGGUCAAGUCGAUGGUAACCGAUGAAUUCAAUUUGCUGGACAUAUUCUUCGAAACAAAUCCCAUUGACCAGAAGUGCAAUCAGCGCGUAAAAGUCGUCGCACGUCCGCUGCAAAUUAUCUACGAUGCAGAGACGAUACUGAGUCUACUCGAAGUCUUUAAGCCGCCUCAGAAUGUGAAUCUAUCUCAACUAGAGCAAUCGGCUGCCUCACAACUUGUGGGCAUCAAGGAGCGCUCGGCCACAGGCAUGCAGUAUAUUAUCGAUCAGAAAUCUGUGCUGGAUGCAGACAUAUUGCUAAUGCCGAAUGUGAUUGUAGUGCCACAUGGCGGUCGUUAUGUGGAGCACGAAAAGUCACUGAUUGUGGUCAGUUUGGGUCAAGUGCAUGUCACCACAGCGCCGCAUCAUCGCAUAGCAAACUCGGUUCAAGCGCUGCACAGUCUAGGCAGCGAAAAGGCCGAAAUAAUGCAGAAUGUCAUGGAUAAUGCGUACGACAGAUUCAUCGUGAAGCUCAAUGAUAUACAAUUGCUGGUGGCGCGACCAAAUGAGAACUGGCAACAUGUCCUCAGUCUCGCUGUAUCCACAGAUUUGCAUGUGCUGCAGCCCACAUCGCUGGAGAUAACCGCCGCACUGUGUGUGGUCGACGAUGAUCCACGUUUGCCCAAGAUCAAGGUUGAUAUUGUGGUGCCAUCGGUGCUGUUGAAUAUCACCGAGGAUCGUGUCUUUGAAGCCAUUGGCGUUGCCACCAGCAUACCGCUGCCCAAGAACGAGGAUACCGUUGUACAACCCAUCUUGACACGCUCUCGCAGUUCCAUAUCGAAUUUCAUAAAUCGUGAGCUCAAAAAAGCGCAGCACCACGUCGGUGCCAAAGCCCGUGGAGACGUGGAUGAGAUCAUACAGUAUACCAAUGUUGAGGUCAACUUCUCGCUCAGAGAGGUCUCGCUCACGCUCUACCAAUCGUAUCAGCCCAGUGAAUUGAUCAACGUAGUAUCAGAUCCAACGACACCAUUCGUAACGCCCGAUGAAGAACGCAGCGCCAAUUUAUCAGUAAAAUCAUUGGCCGGCGUUGAUAGCGACAUGCUGCUGCGUCGCACAUCGUUAUCUUCGCGGCAUAUACUUUCUGUCCAGGUGCUUCAGCUGGAGGCGAGUCUCGCGCAACGCACCUACGAGACGGUGGCCACCUUAAAAUUGGGCGGCAUCAAUAUUAAACAGUUUGAUUGCAUCGGCGAUAAGGAGCAAGUGCUGGACAUUAUUGACACCCCACGCUUCGCUGAGGAUAUGAUGUGUCUGCUCACAGUUUCCUACACCAUGGCCGAUAAAAUAUCGCCAGAGUUUAGCACCAAGUACAAUUCCACCGAGCAGCUCGUUGUGGCGAACUUUGAGGUGCUGAACAUUGUAUUGCAUCAGGAGUGUCUGCAGCGUCUGUUGGCGCUCGUCGACAAUUUCCAGAAGCGACUGGAAAAAAUUAUGGUUUCCACGGGGCCAAAAGAUCGUUAUGCUUCGGCUGGUGAUGGCGAUGGCAUUCGGCACAAAUUGCAUGUCAUUAUGGAGGAUACGGAAACCAUUCUGACCACAGCCCAACAUGCAGUGCGACGCACUCCAGAGCGACGUGCUGCCCGUGUGGAGAGCAUUAAGAUGCGUAUUGUGGCCAAUCUGAAUGAGGUUAGCCUCAAGCUCACCUCGCGCAAUCGUCCCUUAGCCUGGAUGCAUGUCAAACAGUUUGUAUCAAAUGUCACGUUGAAAAACUCAUACACAGAAGUGAAUUUGGGUCUCAAGGAUAUUAUGGUCGAGGAUCUGAAUCCACACACAAUACACAAGAAUAUCUUGAGUAUUGUGGGUCAGGAUGCGUUUAAUUGCCAGGUGGUGCUUUUCAACAAGGAGUACACCAAGGAUUACAAUUCGGACGAUAUGAAAAUCACUGUGGAUAUUGGCUGCAUGAAGAUUAUAUUCCUCAAUUGGUUUGUGGCUGGUGUAUUGAACUUCCUAAACAACUUCCAAGUUGCACAACAGGCGCUGUCGGAUGCCAGCGCUGCAGCUGCUGAAAGUGCGCGUCAGAAUGCAAUGGAUGCCUAUGAGAAGGCGACCCGCAUGAAGCUGAAUGUGCGCAUCAAGGCGCCAAUUAUUAUCAUACCUGAGGAUUCGAAGAGCAACAAUGCGCUCUCACUUGAUUUGGGUCUUCUGGAGUUGACGAACAACACCAGCGAGGUGCGUGUGCCGGACAUGGAGGAACGAGGUGUCAUCGAUGAGAUCAAGCUGCAGCUCAACGAUGUCAAGGUAACCAAAGUAAUCAUUAUGGACUCCGAUACUCCUAUUGAGGAGGAUUACGACGAUGUGGAUGCUGCAUUUGGCCUUAGAUCCUCGCAGGUUAUGAUGAAUCCCAUGAGUUUCACGUUAUCCGUUACCCGCAAUCUGUCGAGCACUUGGUACAAGGAUGUGCCAGAACUCAAUCUAUCGGGCCACCUGAAGUCCGUUGAACUUACUCUAUUCAUGGAUGACUACGCAUUGGUUAUGUCCAUUUUGAAUCAUAAUCUAAGCGAGGGCAACGCAGAGUUCCCUCCAGAAGAGGUUAAGGCUCCGGAGAAGCCAUUACCAGCAGAGGCAAGGCGUACAAGGACAACAGAGGAUCGUGUUCAAUCCCUCAUCACGCCUGUGGUUGAAAAGGUGUACGAGAAACUGAAAUUCAACUUCCAAUUCGAUGGUGUCACUAUCAAUUUGAUGGAGGCCGAAGAUCGUGGCUUGGCCUGUUUUGGCAUUUACUUCUUGUCUGUGAAGGGCACCCAGUUGAACAACAAUACGCUGAGCACUUCGAUUGUGCUCUGCAACAUACAGUUGGAUGAUACGCGACCAGGCAACAAGGGCAAAAUUCGCCAGUAUUUGAGCUGCAAGAAUUGGAAUAUUUCCGACAAGAAUGAAAUAAUUGAGGCAUGCAAAAAGGAUCCCACCUACAUGGUAGACGUGACAGCCAUCAUCAAAGAGAACGAUACUUUUGCUGAGGUUCGUGUGCGUGGCUUCGAUUUGAUUGUCUGCAUUGAUUUCCUACUGGAGCUGACAAAAUUCCUCGCGUUGCCAACGGAUACAACGAAAGAAGCUCCAGCUGUAAUCAACCCAGCGCAACUGGAAACAGUGGCAAGGGACAGUGCACGUACCACAAAACUAAGCCUUGAAGCACGUAUGUUCCAUUGAUGAAAUGCAGUUGAUAAAAGUUUUAAUAAUAACUUGAAAAUUGCAGAACAAGGUCCAAAGAAAACAAUGCAUCUGAUACUACACGUAGAUCAGCCCGAUGUGAUCUUGGUGGAGAAUCUCGAUGAUUUGAACACCAAUGCAAUUAUCUUCAAUGCACAAGCUCAUCUGAAUUAUCGCUCAAUCAACGACAAGCAGAUCAUCAAUGGUCAAAUCGAUGCGCUCAAGAUAUUUAUGUGCGCUUUUCUGCCCGAGCGUCGCGAACUAACUCGUCACUAUAUACUGCAUCCAUGUGUGAUUAGUCUGCAGGGCUCCACUCCCGAGGAGGAGGGCAUGCACAUCAGCUUGAAGCUGAGCGAUAUUAUCAUCAAUGUAUCGCCAGCAACAAUUGAGCUACUAAACAAGGCAAUGAUGAGCAUAACCGUGGGCACGGCAGAGAAGGCAGCCAUUGAGCAGCAAAGCCACGAUUUCUCCCAGCUCUGGUAUCCAAAAGCAUUCAGUUCGCGAUCGUACUGGUUCACCAAGGUGGAAAGUGCCACUGAGGCUCAAGAGUUAGAUAAUGUAGUCGCAGCAAGCGACAAAGGAAAGACGGAGAAAUGUGUGAUCGAGAUGCCGAGCAUAACUGUUGUCAUUGAAUCCGGCAUGGGCUACUACACGAAGCCCCUCAUAUCGCUGGACACACGCAUGACGGCGGUCUUUAACAACUGGAGUCGCAAUUUGACAGCUCACGGUUCUCUAACGCUGAAUAUGAACUAUUACAAUCAAAUCUUGGCGGAAUGGGAGCCCAUCAUAGAGCUGAACGAGGUUGUCGGACGCAACGGUGUGAGCGAGUAUAUACCUUGGGAACUGCAGUUUGAUUUGAAGAUCGAGAAGGUCACAAACGAAUUCGAUGAGACAGACGAAAAUCAGACGACCAACAUUCGCAUACAUUCCAAGGAAACUCUCGAGGUUACCUUGAGCAAAACGUGUUUGGGUUUGCUGAGUGAACUGGGCGACGCUUUCUCGCAAGCUAUACACGAGAAGGGUUUGAGUAAACCUGAUGUGGUUGCCCCGUAUAUUGUGGAGAACGAUACGGGCGUUGAUAUUACACUGGAUCUAUCGCAGGGCAUAUUUACGCUGCACGAAGUGCAUCGCGGUGGACAUUCGAUUAACAACUCGUUGGUGCUGCAAAGCGACAAGGAGGAUCAUCUAGUUAAGCCGGAAGAUAUACAAGUAUGCAAGGUAUCAGCCGGCGGACGUGUCUACUUGCAAACCAAGGACUUGAGCACCAUUCCCGAGGAUAUGCAUGAGGACUACAAUCUCUAUGUGACGAUUAGUGAUCUACCUUUGGAAGUCGUCCUGCCUGUGUCCAAGGCUGACACACGCUAUUUCCCCUUAACGGGUUUCGGCAAAGACCACUGGGCUAUCGUAUCUGAAGUCACACUUGAGUAUGGCACCACCAAAGUCAACAUUCAUGGCGUUGUCAGCAUACACAAUCAUUUUACGACCACAAUCAGCGUAUUUCGCCGCAAGUCAGAUCUGGAGUAUAUACUCGUUGGCCAAGCUAAGCCUGGCAAAGUAUUGAAUGUGCCCUUGCACGCCAUCUAUUCCGAUAGCAAGGAACUGUACUUUUCGCUCAGUGGCUACCGCACUUCGGUGCAGGGCAUUGUCUGGAACAACAAACCCUCGGAACUCGACUAUGACCAACAGCUGCAAUGCGAUCCCAUCGAUACCUAUGAGGCGCUGUAUAUCAAUGUGAAACGUGAAAAGCGAGAUAUUUACUUCGGCACAUCCGACAAGUAUCGCAUUAUGAGCGUUACCUAUACGCUCCACUUGCGUCCUCCGCUCUACCUCCGCAAUUCGCUGCCCAUUGACAUCAAGGUAUCUGUGCUUGGUUGUUCGGUGCGCAAAUCGCCGGCUAAUGAUGAAAACGAGCGUGGAACGCAGCUGAGUCGGUACACGGACCUUGAUCAGUAUCAGGGUGAAGAUUUCCUUGAUUAUGGCGAGAAGGAAGUGAAUCCUGGUCAUGUGCUGCACUUGCCCACCGUGCGCAUGUCCAAAAAGGGCAAGGAAUCAAAGAGUGUUCUCGUAGUGCGCUUGAUAGGUUACCUGGAGAAGGACUGGUCCUAUACCACGGAAAUAUCGGAAAAUAACCCCGAAGUAGCUGUCUGGACAUUCGCUUCCUACGAUUCGGACGUUAAAAUGGAAAUGGAUCUGAAUGUGCGCACAACCAAUCGUCAUGGCAGCGUCAUGCUAACCAUUUACAGUCCCUUCUGGAUGAUCAACAAGACGGGCAUGAUGCUCACUUACAAAACAGAGAUUGCUUCGGUUGAAGUGCUUUACCAUCCUCCCGAGUACUCUGGCCCAAUUUUGUUCACCGCUCGCGAGAAACUGUUCGACAAGAAGCGCGCAUCGAUACGCAUUGAUAAUGGCGAGUGGAGUGAGAAGAUCCCACUGGAUGUUGCUGGUUCCAUUGGCGGUGUCACGUGCAAUGCCAAUGAGCAGACCUAUCAGAUUGGUGUGCACAAUCAUUUGACACAGAACUCCCUGACCAAGCAGAUCACCUUUAUACCCUUCUACAUCAUGCGCAACAAAUGUCGCUUUACCAUCGAUCUUCAAGAGCUUUUGCGACCCGGUGAUCCCUGGACGGUGCUCCAGCCUAACCAAGUGGAACCGCUGUGGCCCAAAACUGAUUCAAAUCACAAAUUGAUUGUGCGCGUUGAUGACAAAAUAACGCCCGCUUUUGACUACACCGAAGUAACGUGCACAUUGCUGAAGCUCGACGACAGCAAGCAUGGUGGCAUCCAUGUGGAUGUGCAAACCACAGAGGGUGGUGUGUAUAUAACCUUUACCGAAUACCAGCCAAGCCUGGCGCCUGGCCUGAUCAUCAAUCACACCAGCCAGGAUAUCGUGUACUACGAGAAGAACGUCAAGCAGGAGCAUGUCUUAAAGUCCAAGCAUAAUACGAUGUACGCAUGGGCCGAUCCUACAGGUCCCAAGACUCUUGUGUUUGGCAAGGACAAACAUGAAACUGAUCUGAGACGCGAUCACAUCGAGAACAUAGCUUUACCAGAUGGCCGCAAAGCGUUUAUGGUGUCCUUCCUCGAUGGCAUGCAGCGUGUGCUGCUCUUUACUGAACUCGAGGAGAUUGCCAAGCGCACAGAGACGAGCGGUACUUUGCAAACAAUCACACAGAACAUUGAUUUGCAUAUUCAUGGCAUUGGUAUCUCUGUGGUUAACAACGAGUCGGGACUGGAUAUACUUUAUCUAGGCGUCACCAGCUCGGGCAUUGUUUGGGAAUCAAGGAAACCGAACAAGAAGCGUUUCAAGGAAAUGACAAUACAGGACACGGAGCUCAUGGAAGCCGAGUACCAGCGCUACCUCGUUCACAAGUCGGUCAAUGAUGUGAAGACCUACAAGUUGGACAACAAAUACCUGAUUAACUUCGAUUCAAUGACGCUGACAAAGCAAUGCGAUCGACGUCUUAAGCGCAGUUUCUACCCAGCCAUUUGGAUGUCAAUGAAAUCAUCGCCGUUCCAAAAGCAAUUGCAUCUGAAGAUCAAUCGCAUACAGAUGGACAAUCAGUUCAUUGAUCCCGUAUUCCCAGUAGUAUUGGCGCCCAUUGCACCGCCCAAGAGCGUCGCCAGCAGCACGACAAUGAAACCCUUCAUCGAAUGCAGCAUGAUCGAGCGAGUAAUACCCAACUCUCAGAUCAAGCAGUUCAAGUAUGCCUCCAUUCUUAUACAGGAGUUCCACUUCAAGGUGGAUAUACUUUUCCUAACUGCUAUUGCUGAGAUGUUUGCCGCGGAUGUGACGGACGAACAGGCUGCCAAACUGUUCCGCACUGAUGUAGAGUCCAUUGAGCUGCCGUUGACGGCUCACUUUGAGCAGCAUUCGCAGCAGGAGCAAAAGAACUUUUAUGAUAAUCUGCAUUUGGGUCCAUUGAAAAUACACGUUAGCUUCUCGAUGGCUGGCUCCGAUACCACAGCGUUGCCUGGAUUCCUUGGACCGUUGGUUCAAGGCGUUGGCGUUACGUUGACCGACAUCAAUGAUGUCGUCUUCCGUCUGGCGUUCUUCGAGCGUGAAUAUCAGUUCUUCAGCCAAUCGCAGCUCGUUUCUGAGGUCAGCUCUCAUUACACUGGCCAGGCGCUGAAGCAACUAUAUGUGCUGGCGCUGGGCUUGGAUGUGUUGGGCAAUCCUUAUGGCCUUGUGGUGGGCAUCAAGAAGGGCGUCGAAGAUCUGUUUUACGAGCCAUUCCAUGGCGCCAUUCAAGGGCCCGGCGAGUUCGCCGAGGGUUUGAUGCUGGGCGUCAAGUCGCUCUUCGGCCACACAGUGGGUGGCGCAGCUGGAGCGGUGUCGAAGAUUACAGGUGCCAUGGGCAAGGGCUUGGCUGCCCUGACCUUUGACGAUGACUAUCAACGCAAACGUCGCCAGGGCAUGCAUAACAAGCCAAAGAAUUUCCAUGAGGGUCUGGCACGCAGCGGCAAGGGUCUGGUGAUGGGCUUUGUGGAUGGUGUCACAGGAGUGGUCACCAAACCAGUGAGUGGAGCACGCGAACAGGGUGUCGAAGGUUUCUUCAAGGGUCUGGGCAAGGGAGCCAUUGGUCUAGUAGCUCGACCCACCGCUGGCGUUGUCGACUUUGCCAGCGGCAGCUUUGAGGCUGUUAAACGCGCCACCGAGAGCACCGAUGAGGUGAAACGACUGCGACCACCUCGCUUCCAGCACUACGAUAAUGUGUUACGUCCCUAUUGUCACGGCGAAGCUCUGGGCAACAUCAUGCUUAAGGAGCUGGACAAGGGUAAAUUUGCGACCACCGACAGUUUUAUACACUGCGAGGAGAUCGUGCAGAAGAAGGAGUAUUUGCUGGUCACCAACUAUCGACUGAUCUACACACAACGCAACGAAAUGUUUGGCGUCUGGGUGUCAAUGUGGUCCUAUCAGUGGGAGGAGAUCAGUGCUGUGACAAGCACGGGGCGCGGUGUCCAGUUUACGGUGCAGCGUGAAGGCAAACGCUUGCUGGGCGGACUCUUCUCAUCGGGUGAAUCACCUAAUAAACUCAUAUUGGUGACGGAUCCACGCAAACGGGAGACUCUAUUUGGCAUUAUCGAAUCUCAACAUAAGGAUAGCAAGUACAGCCAUUUACCCAGCUCUCGCUAUCCGACCAAUUGA
This is a messenger RNA of Drosophila nasuta, 10361 nucleotides long. RefSeq names its product vacuolar protein sorting 13C (gene Vps13). Gene Ontology annotation, biological process: protein retention in Golgi apparatus; protein targeting to vacuole. NCBI's taxonomy places the organism in Eukaryota, Metazoa, Arthropoda, Insecta, Diptera, Drosophilidae. The record is from RefSeq and is a predicted model, not a curated record.